AUGACGGAUCAUGUCAGUGCCCCGUAUGGCGAGGGGGACGAGGAAGAGCUGCCUCAGGAAGAUGGUGUCGUGGGGUUGCCUUAUUCCAAGGAGCAAAUGGCAAGCUGGAUAGACUUCGCACCCGAAAUCGGGAGCAUUGUGGAGGCAGGUCUCCCUCCCAUUGGGGAGUCUGCACCAGCACUGGGGGCCUUUGGGAUCGCAGAGGCCAUUGGCGAGAGACUCUAUGUAGCAAGGUACCUCGGGACCAACGAUCAUGGUACAGAAGGGAGGCACAAAGGUUUGGGGAGGAUGUUCAACACCAAAACCGGAAAGCUCCACUUCUGUUUGCAAGGCCGUGCGCUUUGCGAGGUCCAUCAGGACGAGGACGUGCUUCAUGUAGAGGAUCUGACGUGGUGGCCCCCUCUGUCUUAUCAGGGGGAACUCUGCACAGCGCACGGCAAGAGGGCGCUGAAGGACUUCAACGAGAAGUUCUGUCGGGGGGCGGAGGCGGCAACGCCGAAGCCCUUGGAGCCUCGAGGCCCGGAGGCUUCUCGGAAGCAGCGGGAGGCGCCCGAAAGGAAGGGUGGUCCUCCCGGGGAGUUCUUCGCAGGGCUCUCCGAACUGGCAUCGCGUGCGGGAGUGGGGAAGCCAAACCCUCGCCCAAUCCUUCGUCCGAGAGUGACUUGGGCAGACAGGGAAAGGCAGGCGCUAGCAGGCGUAGCCCCAGCCCUGACCAAAGCUCCGACUGGAACUCUUCAGAUGGGGUCGGGAGUGAAGGCGGAGCCAGGUGGCAUCCACGAGGUCGUGGAGCUUACAAGCGGGUCGGGGAAGAGUGGAAGCCCGACUCGCAAGCAGCCUACUUUGAAGCGGAAGUCGUUGGCAAAAGAGGAAAGCGCGAAGAAAGAAGGCAAAGAGGAAGGACAGGAAACGAAGAAAAGGAAGGAGCAGGACCUCGAGCUCGGAAGGGAGUACGGGGAGCUCAUGCCCCCGGUGAAGAGGAAAGCCGAGAAGAAACCCGGUGCAGUAAUGGAGGAGCUAGUGGAACAUGCGAGGGCGCAGCUAUCGGAACGCGAGCGGGGAGAAGGCCGGGAAACGCUGGGGACUGGUGCGGGGGGAGAGGUGAAGAUGAGCCUCUUCUUCCAACUCUUUUGGAGGUCGAAGUUCGAGCAUCGGCCCCGGGAUCAACGAGAGCUUUUUCUUCUCUCGCGGUGUGCCGACCUUCUCAGGGAUGGCCACUUGAACGAGCUGGCCGACGCCAUAGCAGGACGCAUCAUGGCCUUAGAAGUCGCAGCAUCCACGGGGAACUGGAGUACGGCAAAGUACCUAGAGGUCGAAACGAUGGACAGUGGGAGCAUCGCCAAACCGGAAACCCUCCUGGCAGCUCAGCGUCAUGCUCGACUGGUUGCCAAGUCGGAAGGUUCGUGGAAACGUGGCGACGGCGGAUGGUGGAGAGAAGGCAAAGGAGCCGGGAUACAGGAAGGCAAGGGCCUAGAAAGCGGAGGAUGGCAAACUUGGGGGAAAGGCGAAGUGAAUGCGGGUGGUUACGGGGAGUGCCGUGCCGCAGGCCUCACUGGCGCCGGCUGUGAGGAGGCCGCUGGCUGGCCCCUCUCCGUGACCAGCUUUGCAGAACUCGGACCAUGGAGGGUGGAUCAAAACAUCUACCGCUCCUCCCCCUGCGAGUCUCUGAAACUAGCACAGUUUGGUGAGGUUGCGAAGUUGCUGGAGCGAGGAUCGUCUGGGUUUGGUCGUGUUGACUUGGACUCAAUUUGGACUGAGCUUGACAAAGCUGUUCUAAGCUACACGGGUGAGGAGAUUCUGCCCCUCAGGCCGUUGACGGUGGACCAAAUGGAACCUGCUCUUCCUCCCGCCGGUGCCGGGGGAAAAGUUAACGCCCUCGAUUUGGUGGAUGGUGGAACAAGGAUCAUUGGAGGUCACAUCGAAAGCCUUCCAUCUAUCACGAAGUGGCAGUCGAUCAUUCUGGGUGAAGGUGAGACCCUCACUGCUUUUCAGUGUGACAUGGCAUGUGCUUUUUAUUUGUUCUCCCUUCCUGAUGUCUGGCUCCCUUGGUUCUGCCUCAACUUCGAUCUUUCUGGUCAUGAGCUGGGCAUUGAGAGUGAUGAGCGCUACACUAUUGCUUGCUGCACUUUGCCAAUGGGGUGGAAAUCAGCCGUAGGAGUGAUGCAAUGCAUUAGUCGACGAGUUCUCCUCGAAUCACGUCUGCCAGAAUCCCAUGAAAUGAGAAAAGAUCGCUCCGCACCUCCGUGGCUAGUCAAGUGCUGGCGUGAAGGCGGCGAGCAUUCUUGGUGGCAAGUUUACUUGGACAACUUCAUUUCGUGUCAGGUUGAAUGCAAAUCGAGUUCUCAACGCACCAGCGAUGGAGCCGAGCUCUUCCGUGCCGCGCUUGACGGCUGGGAUAGCUUCGGAAUUCUGUGUGCCAGUGAUAAAAACGUUGAGUUCGCUGGCGUUGCUCACGAGCUUGGAGCUGAGAUUGAUGGGGAGCUUGGGAAGCUUAGUGGAGGAACCGCUCGGCUGUGGAAGACUUGCGUAAGCUCGCUUAGCCAAGCGCUGCUCAACAACACCGUAAAAGGAAAAAGGAUGCAAGUUCUUGCAGGUCGAUGGGCUUUUCUCCUUCAGUUCCGCAGGCCACUGUUCGCUAUUUUUUCCGAGAUUUGGAAAGCGGCAGCAACCACGUGCCCACUGGCUGUCAAGCGACGGGCCAGUUUGGAACUCUUCGUGGCGGUCCUCCUCAGCCCGCUAUGCUCCUGUGACCUCUCUCGUGCUGUCCAUCCUUUGGUCGUGGCCACUGACGCAUCCGAAAAAGGUGGUGCAAUUUGUGUCUCGACGGGGCUCUCAUGGUCCGGUCGCUCGCUGGCUCGUGCUUGGAGUGAACCGAGUGAUCUUGGCAGCGUUCGGCCUCUGUUGAUAAUUUCGCUUUUCAAUGGCAUUGGGGGUGCUUUUCGAGCAUACGACCUGGCUGGCAUUCGAGCCUCAGGUCUGAUCUCGGUUGAAUGUCAUAAACCAGCCAUUCGGGUCGUUAAACGAGCCUGGCCUCACGCACUCCAGUAUGACGAUGUACACGAUGUGGACGAAAGUCUCAUCAGAGAUUGA
This is a messenger RNA of Symbiodinium sp. CCMP2592, 3087 nucleotides long. The record is from the annotation of a GenBank genome assembly. NCBI's taxonomy places the organism in Eukaryota, Dinophyceae, Suessiales, Symbiodiniaceae.